AUGGCGAAAGGGAUUAAGGUAUGCCUCGCACCUCCAGUCCUUGCCAGCAUCUACUACGGGUUAAACUCGAUUUCAGAGUCUUUCUCUCCUGGUCAAAUCGGCACCCCCUUCCCCAUCCAUUAUGUAUAUGGAUGGCUAGCAGCUUACUUCAAUACUCACUUCAAGACCCCUAGCCUCAUGUUGUUGUCUCCAAAGAUGGUCACUUCUUCCGGAGAAGGCGGUGCUAAGCAUUACGACAGAAUUGAUGCUCGUAAGAGGAUUUUUAAGGGCGAACACGCGUCUUGGCUUUGCAUGUCUCGUCAAAAUGGUAGAGACUUCUUUUUCUGUGAUGACAAGAGAGGGGGGAAAGAUAAUUUUGAAUAUUUCUUAUGUUUGCGCCCUGGUUUUCUUGUUUUACGCCAAGGACGCCAAUGUAAGGCUGAGCCUUAUGUACCCCAUCGCUUCAGUCGUCGGUUUGGAUUCUACCAAGCAUCUGCCCCCGGUUUGUUACUGACGGAUGACCGCGACGUCGCACUUGCUAAGGGAUUUCAACUACAUCGCCAGUAUGAGCACUUCCACUCUAUGUCUAAGGCCACAUUUCCCAUGAUCCCGACUUUUCCAAAGAAACAUGUGUUAGACACUUACAAAGCCUGGUUGGUUGAUGUGCAUGCAAAUCUCCUUGAGACUCGCGUCAAAGACAUAGUCGUUAAUGGUGACCCAAACGUAACCGUUAGAGAGGGAAUAACUCAAGAGCAGAGGGAUCAACUGGAUACUUUAAGAAAAGGCAAAGCACCAGUACAGGAUGCCCCCCAUAAUCAAGAACCAGAACAUGCAACCCAAAAGAGGAGGGAGGAGCAAGUGAGGCACCGAAGUUCGGACGAGGAUGUUGAUAGUGAUCGCAAUUUUAAACGAAACAGAAGACCGUCGAACGAGGGUUCUGCUGGGUUACAUGUGAGCAAUGACGCCCGGUCGUCGAACCAACAUUCUUCUAUAGGCGAGGUGGAACAUAGCGACAGUUCUGAAUCCCUUAAUCAAGUGGCAGCAUCUCAGCAAUCACCGUUGCCCUCAAACCCACCUCACAAAGGAGCACGACUGGAACCGUCUCAUGUCUCUAUUCUUCCUAGUGCAGAUUCCUUCAUGUCAAAGUAUAUGGCCAUGAUCGUAGGCGUUUGGAAUGAUAUCUGCAAGAACCUAAAGGAAACUCCAGCUGAAAGUGUUUCUUCUUUCAAAGGAAGUGUUGAGAGACAAAUCCAACUUUUGAAACAUAACGCGGUAGACCUGUCAUCAUUAGAGAACAGGGUGGAUGUUUUCUUUAAGAAGGCUGAGUAUUAUGAUAAGAUACGGUCCCAGCACUCAGAAGCGAUGCCAGUUGAAACUCAAGUUGCGGAGUUAUGUUCGGCGCAAAGUGCUCUUAAGGAUGCUCAACAAAAGCUCUCUAAAACUCAAAUCCUUCUAUCGGAGAAGCAAAAGAUCCUUGAGGAUUCUGACGGACGAGUGACCCUCCUAGAAGAAGCUAUAAAGGAAGCAGAGAAAACCAUAACGGAGGCUGAGAGAACCAUAAAGGAUUCAAGGGAGGAGUUGACCAGGAUCCAUGAUGAAAGGCCAAAGCUCCAAGAACUUGUGACUGAGGCUCAAGGACUGCGCGACACAUCACAAGAGGUUGUGACUUCUACCGAAGAAACAGUGAAACGCAUUCAGGAGACUCCCAUGUUGACAAGUGAAGAUGAAGAUAAGCUUUCCUUAGCGGAGAAAGAUCUAGAAGCAGACAAAGCAGAUUUGAUGAAUUUUUGAAUAGUGUAGAUCUUUGAUGUUUAGAUAUCGUACUCCUUUAGUUUAUGCUUUUUUUCAUUUCGACUUUGUAUGAGUUCUUUUCUUUUGAAACGAGACUUUGACGUGAGUUGAAUUCA
This is a messenger RNA of Ipomoea triloba (trilobed morning glory), 1886 nucleotides long. RefSeq lists its product as uncharacterized. Bases 1 to 1770 code for a protein of 589 amino acids. The record is from RefSeq and is a predicted model, not a curated record. NCBI's taxonomy places the organism in Eukaryota, Viridiplantae, Streptophyta, Magnoliopsida, Solanales, Convolvulaceae. The transcript is spliced from 2 exons.